Centropristis striata (black sea bass) is the source of this 915-nucleotide messenger RNA. It is a transcript of the gene reep5, whose product is annotated as receptor accessory protein 5. The coding region runs from base 82 to 651 and encodes 189 amino acids. The transcript is spliced from 5 exons. NCBI's taxonomy places the organism in Eukaryota, Metazoa, Chordata, Actinopteri, Perciformes, Serranidae. The record is from RefSeq and is a predicted model, not a curated record.
GUUGGCUGUCUACUGUCUACUGUCGCAGUUCGCUUCACAGUCAUUUCGUAAUCAGCAUCGCUAAAAGAAGGAAGUGCAGCCAUGGCGCAGGGGCUCAGAGAAAGAUUUGAAAAGUUUCUCCAUGAGAAGAAUCUCAUGACAGAUUGUCUGGCAAAGAUCGAGGCCAGAACCGGAGUCAGCAGGACGUACAUCUCUCUGGCUGUCAUCGGUGUCAUCGCAGUGUACUUGGUCUUUGGCUACGGAGCCUCCCUGCUGUGUAACCUUAUCGGCUUCCUUUAUCCAGCCUACAUAUCGAUUAAGGCGAUUGAAAGUGCCACCAAAGACGAUGAUACUAAAUGGCUGACCUACUGGGUGGUGUACGGACUCUUCAGUGUGGCAGAGUUUUUUGCUGAUAUCUUCCUCUCCUGGUUCCCAUUCUACUACAUCGGAAAGUGUGCCUUCUUGGUGUGGUGCAUGGCUCCAACUGCCUCCAACGGAUCAGUAACCAUCUAUAACCGCAUCAUUCGACCAUUUUUCCUCAAGAAUGAAGCCAAGAUUGACGACGUGGUGAAGAACAUCAAGGAUAAGGCGUCAGAAGCUGCUGACAAGAUCAAAGACGAGGCCAAGAGAGCCACAGCAAACAUCAUGUUUGAGGAGAAGAAGAGUUCUUAAGAUGAAGGCUUCAUGUCCCAGUGACUCUGGAGCCAACUGUGUUACAGAAGUAAUGUUGCCUUGAAAAUGUUUGUCUUUCUCAGAUCCAUUUCAAUACUUAAUCUUAAUAUUCAUCAGAUGUUAUACGUGUUACGUGUAUAAAUUAAAGCCAUUUCACAGGUCAGUUUAAUUAUUUAACUUUGCCUUCUGGAGGGCUAUAAGACAACUGUAUCCUGGCCCUGAUGCUCUUUAUGAACCAAAUAAAAACAAACUGGCUGAAGUUUA